Messenger RNA from Symphalangus syndactylus (siamang), 3996 nucleotides. Its product is annotated as ras-related protein R-Ras2. Gene Ontology annotation, molecular function: GTPase activity; GTP binding. Gene Ontology annotation, biological process: signal transduction. The record is from RefSeq and is a predicted model, not a curated record. Lineage: Eukaryota; Metazoa; Chordata; Mammalia; Primates; Hylobatidae. Gene Ontology annotation, cellular component: membrane.
UUUCAAAGCAAAAAUCUAUGUUUUAUUCUAUUACACUCUGCUGUUUCCAAAACAGGCCAAAUAAUUUCUACCCCUCAAACAUUUACCAGUGGCAGAAAACAACUAUGAAAUCACACUGGGGCCAUAAAGUACUAAGAGGAAAUUUCUAUAAAGCCACACAACCGUCUCAUUUCCUUGUGGCCACACUUUAUAUUCAUUCAAUGAAGAAUCAGGAUCUACACUGCACCACACAUGGGGGGCUGACUAGGCACAGACGUACCUGGUAAUCUUUGAUUUCUCCAACUCUACAGUGGAUCAAGGUUCUGGCAAAUGUAGAAGUACCUCAAACCUUUCUGGUCAUUUUCAAACUUAAAUUCUGUAUACAGUACAAGCAUACUGUUGAGGGUGGCUUUAAUGUUGCAUAAAACUGCAGCUUAUGGAUAGCAGGGAUGGGUGAAGUUGCCACACCUCAUCACUGCAUGCCAUUCAGUACCUUUUAUCCGUUAAAGUUCAGGCUACCACAUCAGCACUAGGAUAUUUUAAAUCCUUAUAUCUGAAAGCACAGGAACCUCUCCACUUUUCUGUGUGUGUAGUGUAGCCCUUGGCACAUUGCAGAAAACAAAAACAAAGAAAAAAUACAAAAAAUAUCACCACCUGUACGGGGUUGAAUAGUAUUCCUUAAAAUUUCGUGUCUACUUGGAAUUUGUGAAUAUAACCUUAUUUGGAAAUAGAGUCUUUGCAAAUAUAAUCAAGUCAAGAUUAGGUCAUACUGUAUUAGAGAGGGCCCUGAACCCAAUGUGACUUGUGUCCUUAUCAUCCUUACAAGAGGGAAAUUGACCUGGCGCAGUAGCUCACGCCUGUAAUCCCAGAACUUUGGGAGGCUGAGGUGGGUGGAUCACAAGGUCAGGAGAUCGAGACUAUCCUGGCCAACAUGAUGAAACCCCAUCUCUACUAAAAAUACAAGAAUUAGCUGGGCUUGGUGGCACAUGCCUGUAAUCCCAGCUACUCGGGAGGCUGAGGCAGGAGAAUAGCUUGAACCAGGAAGUCGGAGGUUGAAGUGAGCCAAGAUUGCACCACUGUACUACAGCCUGGGCGACAGAGCGAGAUUCCGUCUCAAAAAAAGAAAAAAAAAGACAAGGGAAAUUUGGACAUGGAGAUACAGAUAAUGAAAAGAAGGGCAUGAACAGAUGGAGGCAGAGAUUGGAGCAAUGCAUUUAUAAGCCUAAGAAUGCUAAGGAUUACCACCAACCACCAGAAGCUGGAAGAGAUAAGAAAGGAGUCUUCUAUAGCAUGUUUAGAAGUAGUAUGUCCCACCAACACCUUGAUCUCAGACUUCUAGUCUCCAGAAGUGUCAGACAGUAAAUUUCUAUUGUUUUAAGCCACACAGUUUGUGAUACUUUGUUAUGGCCACCCUAGGAAACUAAUACACCACCCAUGAAUAUCCACGUACCACAUGCAAGUUGCCAUGCUCAGCGUUGAGAAUAUGGAACAAUGGAGAGGUAUGCCUGGUAUCUGGGACACAUAUCAGUGUCUAUAGACAUAGAGGAGGAAGGCAAAAGAGUGUUCCACUUUAUUUUUACUCCAGUGUAUUGCUUUUCUUCUAAAGAGCCACAGACAAUGACUUCUCAUCCUCCUCUUCCUCGUUAUUCCUUGGCUUACAAACUAAUGCAUACAUCAUGGGGUUCCCAGUAUUUCCUUUUCCCCCCAAUAUUUUAUGCCCCAUACUUGUGUUUAUACUGUGAUAUAAUAAAAUGGCACGAAGUAGAAACACACCCUUCGCAUGGAGCACACAUUACCCAGUGGUUUUAUUAAGACUUGUGUUUUGGCAUCUGAGCUAUGUGAAAUCUCACUCAAGGCUCUACGAUGCCGGUAUGUUCUCUAUAUGAAUGUGGCAUGACUGAAAACAUAAAACUGUUAUCACAAAACUGUUACAUACAUUGUAAAACAAACAGCUCUCUGAUGUGGUUUGGCUCUGUGUCCCCACCCAAAUCUCAUCUCAAAUUAUAGUCCCCGUGUGUCAAGGGAGAGACCUGGUGGGAGGUGACUGAAUCAUAGGAGUGGAUUCCCCAUGCUGUUCUCCUGAUGGUGAGUGACUUCUCACGAGAUCUGAUGGUUUAAAAGUGGCAGUUUCCCCUUUGCUCUCUCUCUCUCCUGCCGCCUUGUGAAGCAAGUACUUGCUUCUCCUUCUGCCAUGAUUGUAAGUUUCCUGAGGCCUCUCCAGCCAUGCAGAACUGUGAGUCCAUUAAACCUCUUUUAUUUAUAAAUUACCCAGCCUCAGGCUAUUCUUUAUAACAGUGUGAAAAUGGACUAAUACACUCUCAAAAUCCAUCCAGUGCAUAAAAGCACCAUUUGAACUGCCACAAAUGCAAUAAGGCCUCUGAAAUUUUCUAGUUCCACCCUUUCCAUCACCUCAGCUAAAGUAUCUUCUCCUCCUAAACUGCAGGACCUCCUUUUAUAAGAGUGAGAAUUCCUAAAUUAAAAUAACCAACAGAAAGUGCAAAAGAAGGAAGGGAGAAAAGGAGGGUGGGAUGGAAACAAAAUUGAUGAGUGCAGUUGUAAGUUUCAGGGAUUCUUUACAUUCCUAACAUUGGUUUAUUUGGUAUUAUAAAUUAAGAAAAUUGAGAGGCGCUGCGGAGACGCGUAGAGGAGCGCGCCCCCCGGCCGCUGCCGCCCCUGGCCCGUGCCGUCACCCCGCUUCUCCGCGCCUAAGGCGGUACCCAGCCAGCCCCCAGCGCCGCGCUACCGCGCUGACCGGCCCUCCAGACACCUCCCGGUACCCGGGACCCCAGCCCGGCCGCUCGCCCGCAGCCCGCCGGCCGCACACGUCCCUGGAGCCGGGCCUAGGGCGGGCGGCAGCGGCGGCUCGGCGCAGUCAGGCUGGGCUCUGCGGCGUCCCCAUGGCCGCGGCCGGCUGGCGGGACGGCUCCGGCCAGGAGAAGUACCGGCUUGUGGUGGUCGGCGGGGGCGGCGUGGGCAAGUCGGCGCUCACUAUCCAGUUCAUCCAGUCCUAUUUUGUAACGGAUUAUGAUCCAACCAUUGAAGAUUCUUACACAAAGCAGUGUGUGAUAGAUGACAGAGCAGCCCGGCUAGAUAUUUUGGAUACAGCAGGACAAGAAGAGUUUGGAGCCAUGAGAGAACAGUAUAUGAGGACUGGCGAGGGCUUCCUGUUGGUCUUUUCAGUCACAGAUAGAGGCAGUUUUGAAGAAAUCUAUAAGUUUCAAAGACAGAUUCUCAGAGUAAAGGAUCGUGAUGAGUUCCCAAUGAUUUUAAUUGGUAAUAAAGCAGAUCUGGAUCAUCAAAGACAGGUAACGCAGGAAGAAGGACAGCAGUUAGCACGGCAACUUAAGGUAACAUACAUGGAGGCAUCAGCAAAGAUUAGGAUGAAUGUAGAUCAAGCUUUCCAUGAACUUGUCCGGGUUAUCAGGAAAUUUCAAGAGCAGGAAUGUCCUCCUUCACCAGAACCAACACGGAAAGAAAAAGAUAAGAAAGGCUGCCAUUGUGUCAUAUUCUAGAAUCCCUUCAGUUUUAGCUACCAACUGCCAGGAAAAGCCCUCAUCUUCUCUUCCUCUCCUCAGUUUACAUCUUGUUGGUACCUUUCUAGCCUUAGACAAAUGAUCACCAUGUUAGCCUUAGACCAAGAAGCUGGCUAGUCCUUUCUGUGAAGCUAAUACAAUGGUCAUUUCCAGACAAAUUUAAAGGAAACACUAAGGCUGCUUCAAAGAUUAUCUGAUUCCUUUAAAAUAUAUGUCUAUAUAUACAGACAUGCUCUUUUUUUAAGUGCUUACAUUUUAAUAGAGAUGAAUCAGUUUUGGAAUCUAAGCUGUUUGCCAAGCUGAAGCUACAGGUUGUGAAAUAAUUUUUAACUUUUGGAAUCAUACUGCCUACUGUUACUCUAAAUAGAAAUAUAGGGAUUUUUUUUAAUGUGAAUUUUUGCCUAUCUUUAAACAUUUCAAUGUCAGCCUUUGUUAACCUUAAAUACACUGAAUUGAAUCUGAAAAAAAAAAAAUAAAAAAUAAA